CGUCGUCGCCGUGCGGAAAUUCGCCGCGCUAAAAUCAAAAUUCACUCAAGUCCGCCGCGGUAGUUUGUCGCCGCACUUUAGCCGCUCAGGUUCGCACAGCCACGUCACAGCGACGCAGCGUCACAGAUAUCACCGUCACAAUAUCCAUCGACGAGCGCGAGAGAGAGGUCGCACCGCAUGUCCUGUCGCAUGUCCUGCCGCUAAAAUUCGCACGCCACAGCAGCGGUAAAUAAAUCGCAUCGCAACGCGAUAAUAAGUGUUCGAUUGUGCUUACUUCUAAUAUAAUUGCAAAACAAUUACAUUUAACUGCUAUCCAUGUGAACUAAAUAACGUGUUUAAUAACUGAUUUAUCGCUGGACGAGAACAAUAAUAAACAAACGCAAAGAGCUGUACUAACGGGUCCCAUUAAGAUCUAAUAUCAAAUUUCUCCCGCCUUCGCUGGUAGAAGGCUUUGAUCACUUUUCGACCCGGAAGUUACUUAAAAGACGCCAAGCUGUUCGACAACGGCCUGAAGUUGGAUAUUUCCAGCUACCCCCAUAUGAACAUCCGCAUGGGCACAAAGGGCAAACGUCCCUUGCGGAGUUUGACGCCCCGCGACAAGAUCCAUGCCAUCCAGAGGAUCCACGAUGGCGAGUCCAAGGCCUCGGUGGCCAGAGAUAUCGGUGUGCCGGAGUCCACACUGCGCGGCUGGUGCAAAAACGAGGAUAAGCUACGCUUCAUGUCCAGGCAAUCGACCACGGAUAACCUUUGCGCCGACUCCCUGGCCGAUAAGAUGGAUGUCUCUGGAGGAGGUGGAGGAGGUCUUCUGGGUCCGCCAGAGAAACGCCAGCGAUUGGAGGCCGCCCUGCCUCUGAACUUCUCCAACAAACUCAAGUUCGAUGAGCUGGCCUUCAAGCGAUCACCACUGAAUGGCCUGGACUACAGUACAAACAAGAAUCUAGCUGAUCUUGGGUAUAAUGGUCUUCCCGUGGACUAUGCGGCCUUCAAUGGUGGGGUCAAGGCUAAGGUCUUUGGCGCUGAUAUCAAUCGACCCGCCGCCGAUCCCUCCCUGAAUGCCAUUAGUCCGCUUUCGAGUUUAACACACCUAUCAGGUCUCACCGGCAUAUCGCAGUCCCCGCUGGCGAUCAGUUUCAACGAGCUAACCACAAACCUCAACUUGCUGGCCCAGCUGAAUCCGGGUCUGGCGGCCAUGUCGGGUCUAAAUAGCUUCCCAGCGGGUGCUGGUAACCUGAGGAACCCGAAGCCAAAUGCCCAGACUCCCCUGCAGGUGCAGAGUCCCAGAAGUGAUAGUGGAGAUCGGUCAGCUCAGGGGCUAUCGGUGAAGAACUGGGCCAAACAGAAGCCGGGCGAAAGCCAAGGCAGCCUGAAUCUUAGCAUCAAGAACGAGGUCAAAGGAGGCGAUAUCAAGAGUCCGAGUCCAUCGAUUGCUCCAUCGCAAAUGGGUGGGGCCAUGACUCUCUCCAAUCUGGCUGAAGAUCCUUUGCUCUACUGGCUAAAGUCCCAGCAGACAAUGUUGGGAUUGAAUCCUCUGUAUCCGCCUACGAUUCCCAUGGGCGUGACCAGUCCCCCGAUACGCUCUUCCACACCGCAACACAUGAGUCAGCUGGCCCAGACUCCGCCGAUACCCUCGGCUCCGUUGACGCCUUCAUCCACACCAUCGGGAAGUCUGGACGAGAAGAAUGCGGCGUGGUACAACUGGUGCAAGGCCUUUGGGGCCAGUCUGCAUACCCUAAAUCCCAAUGCAGCCACUCUGGCCGCCCUGCAAGCCAACUCACUGCAACAGCAGGUGGCCACAUCGACUGCUGAUGGAGGUUCCAUGAGUGAUCCCUCGAACAUUCUGUACUCCCAUCUCACCAAAGAGACUGAGACGCCAUCGGUGAGAAGUCUAUCCUCCAAUGAACAGAAUCCCGAGGCUGACGAGGCCACUGAACCUGAUCUCGACGGGGAAGCGGAGGCAGAGGCGUCCGGGAAACCAGAGGAUCUUUCAGCUGCCGGCAAAGUAAUGACUCCCUCGCAAAGUCCCAAUGCCAAUUCACGUCCUGGAAGCAGAAGUCCCGAACCCAGAACGAAGAUCAAAAGCACAGAGACCAACUCGAAUCCGACAAGCGAAUGCAAAAAGAUUCUUGACAAUAUGCUGUUUAAGAUUGGCGGCUUAGAGGCCAGUGCUCCUUUGAUACCAGAACAUGGAUCCGAGUCUGAAGGAAGCUUCCAGGACACCAACAAUACGCAUACGAACAACAACGACGUCAGUGCCAGCAAUAAUAACAAUAAUAAUUCCAAUAAAACGGACGAGGAGGAGAAGGGCAAGUAUUUGGACUGCACAGGGGAUGAGGACAUUGAGGCCAUCCGGCAUGGCGAAAAGUUCCUGCAGUGGCUGGAGAACUGCAGCAAUCCCCGAGUGACAGCUGUGCAAUUGAUGCAGCUGAGAUUCCUGAUAGCCGCCAUUAAGUCAGGCAACGAGACGCCCCUGAUCGAGAAGCCCUGCUCGAGAAGUUUGCCGGAGGACAACGAGGAGAACGCCGAGGAAGAGGGCAGCGGCCGGGGCAAGAGUCGUCGUCGCAAAUAGGAAAAGCCAAAGUUGGCGCCCACGGAGCCAGCCACGGAUAUUGAAGAUUACCCAAGCAAUGCACUGCAGGAUGGACCAGAUCUAGAGGUCCCAGAUGCCACCGAGGCGGCAACCAGGUGCCACGUUUAUGCGCCGGCCGUAUAUAGAUCGUCGGCCACCCUACUCAGCUCCCUGUUCUUCCCCCCCUACGAAUUUGUACAUUGUGACCUCGACGAUGACCCGGACGACUGCCAGAUCACGGGCGAAUACCAGCAGUACGACGAACUGAGCUCCAGCAGUUAGACUAGACUAGGCUAGAUUCGAUCCCGAAGGACUCCACUGAAUUUAUCUCCUAGCUGUGAAACCUAUCGAGCAUACUUUCAGUCUCUUUCAAUUCCACUUGUAUUAAUUAAUCAUACGGUUAAAGCGUGUAUAUAUCGAGAAUCUCUAUUUGUAGCUAUUAUGGAUUUCAUUUGACGGAAACGGAAAUGUCGACUUUGUUUUGUGUGUGUGUGUGUUUUACCCAAUGCAUUCUAGAAAAAUGUUAUAGCCUUUAUUUUUUUGUUACGAAAGAACCUUUUCGAACUGCAAGGUGUGUUAGCGCGGAUAACAUGCAUUUGAUAUCAAACGUUUUUAAAUUUCGUAUAUUAAUAAACUAUGGA
Molecule: messenger RNA, 3207 nt
Organism: Drosophila eugracilis
Lineage: Eukaryota; Metazoa; Arthropoda; Insecta; Diptera; Drosophilidae
Gene: dan
Product: protein distal antenna
Exons: 2
Coding region: 539-2566 (675 amino acids)
Molecular function (GO): DNA binding
Source: RefSeq, a predicted model, not a curated record